UGUUAUAAAAACGAUUCUUAUUAAAUGAAAAUUGAAUUAAAUUCUUAUAAAAGGUAGGACCCUUCCCCACCACGAGAAGGUUGAGAAAAUUAAAAUUUUAAAAAUAACGGAAAAGAGUUUCUUGUUUCCAAAAUAGGACUUCCCUUUUUGCACAACAAACUGCACCACUCAAGAUCACAAUGCACCAAAAUAAUAAUUCUUCUUCUUCUUCUUCACCGUUCCCACUUCCUCUUCUGCCAUGGGACACACAUCAAAGCACACUCCUCGUUCCCCCUCAUACCUCUUACCCUGCGUUCUCGCUCUCUCUUUCUUCUCCCUCACAGCACUCCUCCUCUACAAGGUAGACGACGUCGUUUCGCGUACCGGAACCGUGGUGGGUCACAACCUAGAACCAACGCCAUGGCACGUUUUCCCUCACAAACCCUUCGACGAAGAGACUCGCCAGAAGCGCACCUAUAAAAUUAUCCAAUGCUCCUACCUAACAUGCCGUUACGGAGCCGCUCCCGGCGGAGAACGGCGGAGAUCCGCCGCCGGAGAAAGUGGCCGGGAGGAAUGCCCGGAAUUUUUCGGGGCGAUCCGGAAGGACCUGGAGCCUUGGGCGGUGACACGGAUUUCGAAGGCGCAUGUGGCGGCGGCGAAGAGGUACGCGGCGUUUAGAGUGGUGAUUGUUGAAGGGAAGGUGUUUGUGGAUUGGUACUAUGCAUGUGUGCAGAGUAGAGCAAUGUUCACUGUUUGGGGGUUGUUGCAGCUUCUGAGGAGGUAUCCUGGGAUGGUUCCUGAUGUCGAUUUGAUGUUUGAUUGCAUGGAUAAGCCCACUGUUAAUAGGACAGAACAUCAAUCAAUGCCUUUGCCACUGUUUCGGUAUUGCACCACAAAGGAACACUUUGAUAUCCCUUUUCCUGAUUGGUCUUUCUGGGGUUGGCCAGAGAUAAAUAUACGAUCCUGGCAGGAAGAGUUUCCAGAUAUCAAGCAAGGUUCUCAAGCUGUUAGUUGGAAAAAGAAGUUACCCCGAGCAUAUUGGAAAGGAAACCCAGAUGUUGCAUCUCCUAUUCGUACUGAAUUGCUAAAUUGUAAUCACUCUAGGAAGUGGGGAGCACAAAUUAUGCGUCAGGAUUGGGGAGAAGCAGCUAGAAGUGGCUUUAAGCAGUCAAAACUCUCAGACCAAUGUAAUUACCGGUAUAAGAUAUAUGCUGAAGGGUAUGCAUGGUCUGUGAGUUUGAAAUAUAUUAUCUCAUGUGGUUCUGUUGCUCUAAUUAUAUCACCCCAGUAUGAAGAUUUUUUCAGCCGUGGCCUUAUUCCAAACCAAAACUUCUGGCCUGUUGAUCCUUUCGAUCUAUGUCCAUCUAUAAAGCAUGCUGUACAAUGGGGAAACCAACACCCAGAUGAGGCUGAGGCUAUUGGUAAAAGAGGGCAGGAUUUCAUGGAAAGCUUGAACAUGGAUCGAAUUUAUGAUUACAUGUUCCACCUUAUUUCAGAAUACUCAAAACUUCAAGACUUCAAGCCUACUCCACCAUCAACUGCCUUGGAAGUUUGUCCAGAAUCCGUGCUUUGCUUUGCUGAUGACAAACAGAGGAUAUUCCUCAGCAAGUCAUUUGCAUCCCCUUCUCAAAACCGUCCCUGCAAUCUCAAACCAGCCUAGAGUGAUAUCACUUACAAGUUACAAUUUACUUCACAAAAAUACUGAUCAAAGGAUGUGGAACAUCAAUGAACAUGAAAUCAGAGUGAACUGGAGGGGUAUACUAAAGUGUGUUAUUGCCGGUAUCAAAAGAAAAAGUACAUGUUAUUGAAUAUUGUAAAUUUAUAGUACCUUUUUUAGGUUAUCAUUUAUACGGUUUAGCUUUAGUUACAGGCCAUCAUCAUUUAUCAUUUAACACCAAACACCACAGUGAUUUUCAUUUCACUUUUUCCCGGUCAUUCUUUUAUAAAAUAAAUAUCGUCACUACUUCUUUGACAUCCUUCAUAUCCCUGUAGCACUUUCUGUUAUACCAUAUGGCGUAGCACAUUUAUCACUUUUGUAAGAUAUGUGUUUGGAGUAAUUAAUAAAAUAAUCGGGGUAGUCUGGAGGUUUAUUCGUGUU
Messenger RNA from Abrus precatorius (Indian licorice), 2077 nucleotides. RefSeq names its product O-glucosyltransferase rumi homolog. The record is from RefSeq and is a predicted model, not a curated record. The coding region runs from base 239 to 1639 and encodes 466 amino acids. The transcript has 6 exons. Lineage: Eukaryota; Viridiplantae; Streptophyta; Magnoliopsida; Fabales; Fabaceae.